AUCAACACUACCUUAGCUACAUUUAUCAAAAGUCUGUCAAAACCAUUUUUUAAAUCCUGAAAUGAUGCAUCAUUUUUAAAAAAAAUUAUACGUUCUCUCUUCUUUCGACCACUUUGGCACUCAAAAUUCGCAAUCUAAAUCCAAAAACAGCUGAAAACCAACUAGCCCUAAAAGCGUUACUAUGACGAAUCGACUGGCCUUGCACCACAUCCUGACCACCCAGCUGCGAAAGGACUGGGAGCAGGAGGACAAUGCCAAGUCCAGGCUGUCGCAGCUGGCCAGGAGGGACAGGAUCAAGGCCUCGCUGAGAUCGACCCAGAUGCCAGGACGAUACCUGAUGCCCGAUACCCGCAAGACCUACGACAAUAUGGUGGCAAGGAUUCACUCGACAAUGAAGUCGGUUCGAUCACCUCGAAGACCUCGGCCAACAGUUCCGCUGCCCAUAGCGAGGAUUCCGACUCCAACUCCAGGCGUAGCCCCACCAUUGCCAUCGAAAGUAGUGUUCAAGCAUCUGAAACGCAGCAAAUCGGGCCGCAUAAAGGGCGGCGGCAACUCCUCGAAGGCGGGCAGCGCCCAGAGAAUUGCCACCAAAAGCAAUGACAAGCCUUUGGCGGCGAUCAAGGCCAGUUUGAACCAGAGGUCAAGGGGAUCCAGGGGCUCCAAGGGCUUCGAUCAGCACAGCCGGAUUCGAGAGGUUAUCCAACAGAAGACCGUGCUGGAAACCAUGUUGCUGCAGCACAAGAAGUUGCAAAGGGAUCGGCGGACCAUUGCCCUGGAUAUCCAGCGGAUGCGGGCUGACCUGGACAGGAUUCGCACCAAGUUGGACACUUCCCUGCAGAGCUUGAACUCCACGCGCACCCUCUUCAGUGCCGCCAGCAAGGCGAAUCCCCAGAAGGCGGCUUCCGUCCCCCAGAAGCCCGCGCACAACAUGGUGACCCCGACCCAGCGCCGCUCUGGUGGAAAGCGAAAGGUCAGGAGCAACGCCAUCCCGAUGGUCCGGCAGAGCGCGCUGGCCAACAAGACACCCAUCCUCAAGCGCCGAGUUCGUUAA
Messenger RNA from Drosophila takahashii, 1051 nucleotides. RefSeq lists its product as uncharacterized. The record is from RefSeq and is a predicted model, not a curated record. Lineage: Eukaryota; Metazoa; Arthropoda; Insecta; Diptera; Drosophilidae.